Prosopis cineraria is the source of this 1125-nucleotide messenger RNA. RefSeq lists its product as uncharacterized. The record is from RefSeq and is a predicted model, not a curated record. The transcript has 3 exons. Lineage: Eukaryota; Viridiplantae; Streptophyta; Magnoliopsida; Fabales; Fabaceae. The coding region runs from base 230 to 1024 and encodes 264 amino acids.
GUUUUCUCCUUUUUUCAACUUCAAUGGCUUCGUCACCCAUUUUCCGAAACCGACCCGUGACCCGGUAUCAAUUUUGCUCCUGUGGGUUCGUAAUUUUAUGAGCCUUUUCAUCUCCGCUUCAUAUAUAGUGUUCCAAAGUCUUCAAUCCAAUCUGGGUUUGUUGUAGUUUUGGUUAAAAGUUCAUCCUUUACUAAUUAUACCGAAAUUGGAAUUCAAUCUUGGCGGAAAAAUGUUGGCUCAGCAACAAAACCCACAUGCGCUCUUGUGCUCUCUGCAACAGCAACAAAUUGAUUCGAAGGAAAUAAACAGUGAAGGUGAAGCAGAUGUUAAAACAUUCUCAAUAAGACAGUAUGCUCUUGCUUCCCGUCAGAGAAAUCUCCUUCAAAGCUGGCCAUUUCCAGAGAAAUACCUGCAAAUGUGUCUUGAUCGAGGUCUGAGAAAUGUGUUGCCACCUUUCGUGCAGCGUAGUGAUGACUUGGUUUCUGAGUCAUCACAUAAUGACUUGCCAAACUUGAAUAUUGCUCCUUGUGAUCAAGAUUAUGAUGCUAAGAAUGUUAGAGUUUUCAAACCUGAAUCAUCACCAGAACAUCAUUAUGAUCCCCUUGAACUGAAGAAGCAGAAUAUUACGAACCACAGUGAUUCUGGUCUGUUCUCCAAUAAGGAAGAAAGAUCAAAAGCGAUGAUGAGCAGCCUGCAGGAAGUGGGUGUGAUUUCAGUUUCACCCCGAGUUUGUGUCGAAAAGAGCAGCCAAAUGCUGAAUUUUUCAUCAAAGUCAGCCAAGUUGGACAGAAGAAGAAGAAGAAAAGGAAGAUGCAAGAAAAGGUCAAUGGCGGAUAUUCUAGCAGUGGCAAAGCAUUGUACUUUAGAGGAAAUUUAUAGGGUAAACCUGUUCUCUUACACUGCAACUGAGAAUAUUAUUGAAGGAUAUUGCCAUGAAACAGCACCUCUUGAGAUUGAUUCUAAAAGUACUAGAGGUGAUCAUGAGCUAGUUGAUGUUGAUGUUAAUGUCACUUGUCUAAGAUAAAUUGAUUUCUUCCAACAAAUGUACUAAGCUAGGUGCAAUAUUAAUUAGUGCAGUACCAUUUCUUCUGUGUCUUUGCAUUACAAAUCAAUAUAUUGAGCCUU